AUGAGGUUCCUUGAAGUUGCUGCGGCGGUAGCUGCGAUGUCGGGCUCGGCUGACGCUAUGGGAUUGACUUCGCUUGCGCGGGAUCUGACACUGGCGUCGAGUCUGGGGAUUAACUCGGGUGAUCUACUGCGUCAGCGGAAGUCGGUGCAUGAACUUGCAAUGGAGAGCUCGGAUCUUGUCUUAAAAUCUCAAAACGUUUCGAUUCCAAUUGAUCACAAUGAUACCUCGGUCGGUACCUACAGUAACCGCUACUGGGUUAAUGAUGAAUAUUAUCAAAAGGGAGGGCCUGUCGUCAUUUAUGAUGUCGGUGAGUCUGAUGCCGAGUCAUCUGCUCAUUCGCUUCUGGGCAACUCGAACUCAUUCCUCUCCGAGUUGUUGUCAGAGUUCGGUGCCAUGGGGAUUGUUUGGGAGCAUCGAUACUACGGAGACUCUCUUCCUUACCCUGUCAGUGUUGAUACGCCUCCUGAGCAUAUGAUUUACCUCUCAAAUAAGCAGGCUCUCGCCGAUAUCCCAUACUUUGCACAGAAUUUCACAGUCGAGGGCCACGCCGAUGAGGAUCUGACACCUUCUUCUACACCUUGGAUCAUGGCCGGAGGGUCUUACUCCGGUAUGCGAUCUGCUUUUACCCGAGAUCAGUAUCCCAAGACCAUCUUUGCCGCUUGGUCAUCCUCGGCACCGGUCGAGGCCAAGCUCGACAUGAGCAUCUAUUUCGAACAGGUCUAUGAUGGCAUGGUCUCGAACGGGUACUCGAACUGUACUAAGGAUAUCAAAGCGGCACUCGAGUACAUUGAUGGUGAGCUGUCCAAGAACGAUUCCAGCGCGGCGGCCAUCAAGAAGCUUGUCUUCGGCGAAGGCGCUGAGGUGAACAACAAUGGAGACUUCACCGCAGCCCUUGCCGGAGUUUAUGGCUUUUUCCAGGCCGAGGGUCUCGGUGGUGGCACUGUGACUCUCGAAACCGCCGGGCCCCUUGGCUUUGCGCCAUACCUGGGUAACGAGUACGUUGGCAAGCGGCUCGCAUCAUGGUCGGCCUGGAAAGAAAUGGCCAACCUGAACUACAAAACCAACUGCGGCGGACUCGACGAUUCCCAGCCCUUGUCCUGCACACUGAAUCCCAAGUACACCGACGUCACCGACAUCAGCUGGCUGUGGCAAGUUUGCACCGAAUGGGGAUACUACCAGAGCAACAACUUCGGCUCUCACUCGCUUCUUUCCAGUUACCAGACCCUUGAGUACAACCAAGACCUCUGUACCCGACAGUUCCCCGAAGCCGUCAAGCGGGGCAUCAUCCCCGCCUCACCCGAGGUCGACAGAAUGAACCAAGAGACCGGCGGCUGGACUAUGCGCCCGUCCAACAUCUACUGGAGCGGCGGCCAAUUCGACCCCUGGCGGACCCUCUCCGUCCUCGCCACGGAAAGCUUCGCCCCGAAGGAUGUAGCCUUCACCACGGAGACUCCCAAAUGCAACGUGGCGACGGGUAAGGAUUCGGUCUUUGGAUACAUUAUGCAGAACGCCGAACACUGCUUCGACAUGCGAUCCGGGUUCGCUCCGGUGAUCAUAACUGGCCUAGUUGCCUUCCUUGUUCUGCGUCACUUGGUGCAGUUGUAUCACCACUAUACACAGGCCAGAUCCCUGCACUGCGAGGCACCACCACGCGGUGCUUCGGCCUUCUUCGGCAUUCCGGCGUUCUAUCGCCUGACAAGAGCGGUCAAAGAGAAGCGGUGGAUCGAUUAUCUGUGUGAUCAAUUCGCCAUUAAUGGGAAUACCUUCCAGCAGGAAUUCCUGAAUAGGAAGUUGUUGACUACCAUCGAGCCGGAGAAUGUCAAGGCUAUUCUGGCCACCCAAUUCCAGGAUUUCUGUCUGGGUACGCGACAUGAGCAAUUCUAUCCACUACUCGGAGAUGGCAUUUUCACCUUAGACGGUGCGCGCUGGUCGCAUGCGCGAGGAUUGUUGCGACCGCAAUUCAAUCGAGAUCAGGUCGCGGACCUCAGCAUGCUGGACGAUCACAUCAACCACCUGAUCGCAUUGAUCCCAAAAGACCGAACCAGCUUCGAUAUCCAGCGCCUUUUCUUCCUUCUCACCCUGGACUCGGCCACGCAUUUCCUCUUCGGUGAAUCCAAAUCCGCCGUCCGUAGUGCCCAAGGAUUCGCCGACGCUUUCACGACCGCACAAGACUACCUCGCCGCCCGGGCGCGUGCACAAGGUCUCUACUGGCUCGUGAACCCCAAGAAAUUCCGCGAAGCCAACCACCAAGUCCACGAAGUCGUCGAUCAUCAUGUCAAGAUCGCGCUCGAAUCAAAACGAAACCCAGAUAAAAACAAAGAUGAUCGCUAUAUCUUCCUCCAAGCCUUAGCAGCAGACACCGAUGAUCCGAAAAUGCUCCGCGAUAAUAUGCUCAACAUCCUUCUCGCCGGCCGUGAUACCACAGCCAGCCUCCUGAGCUCAACAUUCUUCUACCUCGCCCGACACCCAGCCGUGUUCAGUCGUCUUCGACGUGAGAUAGUCGAAGCAUUCGGGGAUAGCAAAAUUUCUAUCAAAAUAACACAGACAAAGCUAAAAGACAUUCAAUACCUCCGCUACGUCCUAAACGAAGUCCUACGCCUCCAACCACCAGUCCCAGUAAAUUUCCGCGUCGCCACAAAAAAUACCUCCCUUCCCGUCGGAGGCGGUCCAGAUAACCGCUCCCCGGUAUACGUCCGCAAAGGCCAAAUUGUCGCAUAUAAUAUCUUUGCAAUGCACCGCCGUACCGAUCUAUGGGGCCCCGAUGCGCGAGUAUUCCGUCCCGAGCGCUGGGAGGAGAAUGCGAAGCAUGGAUGGGAGUAUUUGCCUUUUAAUGGGGGUCCGCGGAUCUGUCUCGGUCAACAAUAUGCGCUUACAGAGGCAAGUUAUACUGUUGUAAGGUUGCUGCAGCAUUUCGAUACACUUGAGAAAGCGGACCCGCAUCCGAGGUCGGAGCCGGUCAAGCUGUCUAAUUUGACUAUGAUGCAUGAUUCGGGGGGUUCCGGUCAAGUUAUAUUCGGCGGAAGUGCUUUGAUUUAUGAUGAACGUGUUCACUGGUUUGUGUGA
Molecule: messenger RNA, 3063 nt
Organism: Penicillium maclennaniae
Lineage: Eukaryota; Fungi; Ascomycota; Eurotiomycetes; Eurotiales; Aspergillaceae
Product: serine peptidase
Exons: 8
Coding region: 1-3063 (1020 amino acids)
Biological process (GO): proteolysis
Molecular function (GO): iron ion binding; serine-type exopeptidase activity; oxidoreductase activity, acting on paired donors, with incorporation or reduction of molecular oxygen, reduced flavin or flavoprotein as one donor, and incorporation of one atom of oxygen
Source: RefSeq, a predicted model, not a curated record